AUGCCGCCGACUCCAGUGAUAAUCGACUGCGACCCAGGCCACGACGACGUCUUUGCCCUCUGGCUGGCGAUCGGCAACCCGGCGCUGGACGUGCGCGCCGUCACCACGGUCGCGGGCAACGGGAGCCUGGAGCACACGACACUCAAUGCGCGGAUCGCGCUGUCCGUCGCUGGCGUACACGGCAUCCCUGUCUCUGCUGGGGCUAGCCACCCCCUGUCACGCAAGGCGCACGCCGCAGUCGACAUCCACGGCGAGAACGCGCUCGGCGGGCCAGCGAGGCUGCCGACGCCCACCGUCCCGCUCGACCCGCGCGACGCGAUCACCUUGAUCGCCGACACGCUGCUCGCGUCCCCGGAGCCCGUGACCCUCAUCCCCACUGGACCUUUGACCAACAUCGCCGCGCUGAUCACCCAGCGCCCCGACGUGAUCCCGCGCAUCCGCGAGAUCAUCUGGAUGGGCGGCGCUGUCGACAGGGGCAACGUCACCCCGUACGCCGAGUUCAACGCCUGGGCCGACCCCGAGGCCGCGGACAUUGUGUUCCGCGCGGCGCAGCGCAAAGACGCUGGGGGGCACGGGGUCAGGCUCACCAUGGUCGGGCUCAACAUCACGCACCAGGCGCUCGUGACCGACGAGGUGAUUGCGCGCGUCGAGGCCGUGGGCAACAACACCGCCGCGUUCGGCGUACAGCUGCUCAAGUUCUUCUGCAAGACGUACGCCGAGGUGCAGGGCAUGCCGGCCGCGCCGCUUCACGACCCCGUCACGGUCGCCAUCGCGAUCGACCGCGCCGUGGCGACCGUGCAGCGCACGCAUGUUGUCGUCGAGACGAAGGGCGAGUACACGGCCGGCGCGACGAAUGUGUACCUCCUCGACCAGGUCAAGGGGCGCGACUUGAACGUCGAAGUCGCGAUGCAGCUCGACGUGAAGCGUUUCUUCGACCUCAUCGUCGAGGCGAUCGGCCGGUUGGCAUAG
Vanrija pseudolonga is the source of this 969-nucleotide messenger RNA. RefSeq names its product Inosine-uridine preferring nucleoside hydrolase (gene NSNH). Gene Ontology annotation, molecular function: purine nucleosidase activity. The record is from RefSeq and is a predicted model, not a curated record. Gene Ontology annotation, cellular component: cytosol. Bases 1 to 969 code for a protein of 322 amino acids. The transcript has a single exon. Gene Ontology annotation, biological process: purine nucleoside catabolic process. Lineage: Eukaryota; Fungi; Basidiomycota; Tremellomycetes; Trichosporonales; Trichosporonaceae.